AUGAGCUGUUUAGGAGGCCUGGAAGGCUACCCAAGGGAGACCAUCACCGGAGCUUCCAGUCUUCAACUUCAUCCCGUCCUCCCGCAAACCGAACACGACACGACGGUUUCGACAAGUCAAAUAACCAACACACGCCGCAACCCGAUGGCGCCACCAACGUCGUUGCGCGCCGCCUUCGCGUACGCCGGCAACCUCGUCUCGCAGAUCCCACUGCUCUCCAACCUCAGCCCCAGCCUGCCGAGCUCGCUGCAACCGAUACCUCACGACUCACAACAGCAAGCUGCUGAACAUGUGGGCGGAGACUUCGGGUUCGAUGCCUCGUCGAUAACGCCCUACGACCCCCUGAGCGACGCCCCCUCGUGCCCGAUCGACGGCCCGACGAGCUGCCAGAACAAGACCGCGGGCGACUCGUGCUGUUUCGUGUAUCCCGGCGGUAGGCUGUUGCUCACGCAGUUCUGGGACGAGGAGAUACAUGUCGGAGGUUCUGAGCAGGAUUGGACGGCCCAUGGGCUGUGGCCGGAUCUAUGCGACGGGUCUUACGAUCAGUAUUGCGGCAUGGCGCCCAGGUUUAACAACAUUACCGAAGUAUUGAAACACUACGACCAGGGCGAGUUCGGUACGAACGACCACCUCUGGGCGCAUGAGUAUAACAAGCAUGCCACCUGCAUCAACACGCUCGCCCCUUCCUGCUACGGCGACGCGUACACGCCCGGCAUGGAGGUGGUCGACUACUUCGUGCGGGCGUUCGGGCUCUUCCGCAUGCUUGACACCUAUUACGCGCUGUCGGACGCUGGCCUCGAGCCCAGCCACGGCGACACGGUCGAGCUGGCCAAGGUGCAGAGCACGCUCGAGCGCUUCAGCGGCGGCCGCGUCAUCCUCAAGUGCACGGGGCGCCACCACGACGUCCUCCACGAGGCCUGGUACGUCUACUUCGUCAAGGGAAGCCUGCAGAGCGGCGAGUUCGUGCCGGCCCAGGACAGCUUCAAGGGCGACCAGGGCAACUGCGCCGACAGGGUGCGCUAUCUGCCGAAGCGCAAGUAG
Messenger RNA from Anthostomella pinea, 1041 nucleotides. The record is from the annotation of a GenBank genome assembly. NCBI's taxonomy places the organism in Eukaryota, Fungi, Ascomycota, Sordariomycetes, Xylariales, Xylariaceae.